Paramecium pentaurelia is the source of this 2651-nucleotide messenger RNA. Lineage: Eukaryota; Ciliophora; Oligohymenophorea; Peniculida; Parameciidae. The record is from the annotation of a GenBank genome assembly.
AUGAAAUUAAACGAUCAAAAAAGCAACAGUCAAUUAACUAUUUUUCCUUAAGCUUACAAUACAAAUAUGACUGCAGCCUAUAAAUACUUAUCAAGAGAGUCAAGUGUAAUAAAAAAUGAUAAAUCAAUUUUAAAAUCUCCAUCAUCUAACUAAUUACUUUGUGCAUCAAAUAGAGGAAGUGAUAAGAAAGUGAGAAUUUAGGAAUCUGCUACUAAAGGUUCAAUUCAAUUUAAAAGUACAGCAUAAUUUGGUCGAUCAUCAACAGACUUAAUUUAAGUACCACCAAUGAGAAGUCUUAACAGAGAAGACAGAGAAAAGCUUAUAGCCACUCUAAUUUAAUAGGUUAAGUAGUAGAAUUAAUUAAUUCUUUAAUUGGAAGAUAGAGUGCAGUAAUAAGCAGAACAAUUAGAUGAGGUAAAUCUUUAUAAUGAGAAAUAUGAACAAAAGGAGAAAUGUUAUGGAGAGAUAAUUUCAAAUUAAAAUAAAAUAAAUUCAAGAAGUAAAAAAUAAUUAAAGAUAUCCAUUAGUUUAAUAGAUAGCAGAGCUUAGAGAAUUAGAUUAAAAAACACCUACAAAUGAUCAUUUAGAACUCUUAAAUUAAAUAUAUGAAGAUGAGGUUGAUAUGGAUAUGGCAAUUAAAUGGAGAAAUGCUAGAUUGAAAUUUAAUUUUUUGGAUGCUUUAUAGAAGGCUACAAAAUAUUCAAAAAAAUUAAAUAAUAUUUUAUUAAGAAAAUAGAAUCAAUAAUUAAAGGAUUAUUUUAUAGAAUGGAAAUUUUAUAUAAAAAAUAAAGCAUUAUUGAAUUAAUUUAAUGAAGUUAGAAAAUUAAGGACUGUAAUUAAUUUUUGGAUGAAUUGGAAAUAAUAUAUUUAAGAUAAGAAAUAGUAUAAUAAGAAUCUUAAGUUAUCAAUUUAAUUUUUUAAUUAGAAUUUAAAAAAAAAAUGUUUUUACAAUUUGAAAUAGAAUUAUCUGAAAUAUAAUUUUAGUUUGAAAGAUUAUUAGUAAAUUACUUAAUCUGCUAUAUAUGAAUUUAAUAGAAUUAAAUUGUUUAAAGUACAAAUCUAAUUUUAUUCAAGGUUUUCAGUUAAUGGACUUUAUGGAUUAAGUAACAGAAUUAAAAAUAAAAAAUUAUUUAUCAACACAUUAAUAAUAGACGAACUAAAUAAAUGAAAGGAGUUAUAAGGUUUUUAAAAUAGAAUUGUGAUUUUCAUAAGGAAAGAGCUAAUAAAAUAGUAAAAUAAAGAGGAAUUGUUAAAUUGAAUAAGUUGUUUAACAAAUUGAAAUAAAAUUGGAAAUAAAAUAAAUAUAGAGAGAAUCAAAUUAAAUUAAAUAGAAAUUUCUUUAUAAAAUUAAGACAAUUCAAAUAAUGGAUAAGAGAAUAUUAAAAAUUAUCCAGAUUAAAUAAUAUAAGUAAUAAAGUUAUAGAGAAGAGAGAAACAUAAUUUUUAUAAAGAUGUAUUUGUAUUCACAUUAUUUUAGUAUUCAAUUCUAUAAAAAAUAAUGCAAUUUAUAGGAAAAUGAAGAGAUAAAAUGAAAUAUUAUUAAAUAAGAAAUAUGAUAAUAGAGUAUUGAAUUGGGCAUUUAUGCAUUGGUUAAGCAAUCUCUUAAAGAAGAAGAAUUUAUUAGUAAAGGAAUAAAAUGUUAUUAUUUUGAAAUAAAAGGAUAUUGAUUAUUAGUAAUAAAAUGAUGUAGAGAAUUUAAAAUAAAUGUAUGAUAGUGUUUAAUAACAAUUACAAAAUUAGGAAGAAUAAAUUAAUAAUUAUAAAAUAUUAAUAUCUAAUCAAAAAGAUGUAGAACAUGAAUUAUAGAUGCAAUAGUAAUAGAUUAUUUAAUAAUUAGUGAUUAUUUGAAAUAAGAAUUAAUGACAACAAAAGAUUAAUUAAUACAUUAUUAGAUUGAAGGAGAUGAAGUAAGAAUCUUAAAAGAAUAGUAUGCAUUAGCAUAAUAAUAAUUAAAAGAGUUGAGAAUGUAAUAAAGAUGUAAUAUUUAAAUAUAAUUUAAUAAAGUGGGAUCUCCAAUUAGAAAUUUGUAGAGUAGUGGAAUAAAUGUUGAUUAGGAUUAAUUAAGAAAGCAAGUAGAGAUAAGUUCUACAUUACUGAAUGAUUAGAAAUAAGAAUACAAUCAUUUGCAAAUGGAAUAUUCAAAAGUAGUUGGAGAUUAUGAGAAAAAGAUCAAAGACAUAGAGAAAUAUUUUGUGGAUUUGUGUGACAAAUAAAAGUUGUAGAUAGAGAGAUGUAAUUAAACCAAAAUAUAGUAGUAUUGAAGGAGAAUUAAACUAUUAAAAUUGAGAAUCAAUAGAAUGUUGUUUCUAGGAAUAAAUUAAUGGAUGAAUUAAAUAUGAUACAUGAAUCCUUUAGAGAAGAGAUCCCAUAAUAAAAUCGUACAAAUUUUUAGACUCAAGAUUCUUAUGAAUAAUAAUAAUAAUUUGGAGGUUAUAAUAGAAGAUUAAAAUCAAAUUUAUAUAGUCAGACAUCACCAAUUUCAGAAAAUUAAUAUUCUCAAAAUUCUCCUUAAAAAAAAGUAUAGAUUGAAGAUAGGUAUAUAUGAUAUGAUAUAAUUAUCAAGAAGGAUAAAAGAAGAAGCAUGUAAUUUAAGAGAAGACAUAAAAAGACGAUUGGCUUCUUUAAAAACUCAAAUGGAUUGCUAAUAAUGA